CUUCUUGGUAUGGACGAUUUCCGCGACGUUUCUGAUGUUGUGUCUAUAGCAAGCGCAACGCGCCGAUUGCGCCUUUUUGAGAAUGGCCGCUCUUCGUCGGCCACACCCGCCCGGCUCCGACGAGGAGCGAAGAGGAAUCCUCCAGGACUUCACCUUCCGAGCCCCCCGAAGAGCCCCCGAGAAGAAGCGGAGCAGGUGGCUUCCGAGCUCGGGCGGCGGGAAAGGGCUAAAUCUACUGCUGCAGCGGGCGCCGUCCGACGUGCGUUCAGGUCAUACCACAAUGAAAAGCGCCCCGCCCCCAGUGGUCCCAAUUCGUAUUAUUAUGGCGAAGCCUGCGCGUGUUUUCCUUGCAUGAAAAGGCUCGGGCCGCUGCUACUUCAUAUGCGGGGUUUUGAGAAAACCGAAGCAGCUUUCACUAAACAAGCUCCAUGUCAUUUGCGGGACCUUUUUGCAGCACCGAUUUUGCUGGCGAUUCUGCAUCGCAAAUUUACGUUCGUUGCAAUUCCGAGGUAGGGGGGUUUUUCAAUGUGAUAGGCCUGGACCUUCGGAAACGACGAAAACUUUCGCCGGGCGGAAUAGUUUAGAUGUCGCCGACCCCCGCGACAGGGUGAUCCGUGGCAGAGAGUUAUUCAUCCGGACGCAGGUGGUGCGGAGGGGGGCGCGGUGGCACACGGCCCGGCAUCCGGACAAAGAGGCGCGCGCGAAGGUAUUCGAAUCGACGCGGCUCCUAGUAGUAUCUGCUGACGGCCCCAAGCAGCCGCGGGGCCUCGCUCGUGUACACCAUCAAGAGCGCAGCGCGCCCGCGCCUCGCGGCGCAGGGGGCGGCCUCCGUGCGGCUGCCUCUCCGUUCUGGGCCGUUCUGGGCCCCGCGUGC
Molecule: messenger RNA, 874 nt
Organism: Amoebophrya sp. A120
Lineage: Eukaryota; Dinophyceae; Syndiniales; Amoebophryaceae
Source: the annotation of a GenBank genome assembly